AUGCCUUCUUUCACAUACAAGAUGCUCUCUGAGAGUGGAGCAGAGCUCUGCAGCGGCACCUGCGAGAUGUCCGGGAGCAUCCGCCCUAUCCCUGCCAGCGUAUCCGAGAUGUUGGAGACUCUGAAGAGUCAGUAUAGCAAGCUGUGCCUGCGCGAGACUGUGGUUUCCGAGACGGAGGUGGAGUACAAGGUGGAGCGAUACGGCUGA
Emericellopsis cladophorae is the source of this 207-nucleotide messenger RNA. RefSeq lists its product as uncharacterized. The record is from RefSeq and is a predicted model, not a curated record. Bases 1 to 207 code for a protein of 68 amino acids. The transcript has a single exon. NCBI's taxonomy places the organism in Eukaryota, Fungi, Ascomycota, Sordariomycetes, Hypocreales, Bionectriaceae.